UGACUGUGGACAGAGAGACAGAGAGCAGCUGGUUAGACAAGUCCUGGAAAUAAAGUCGCUCGGAAAUGUAGUUAGAGACACAUAUACAGCUUUAAAUAAACAGUUUAUUGUAUUGGUUCUCUGUUACUUAUUGCUAUUGAAUUCAUCCGAGUUGCUGGAUUACAACAUGGACACUGUUUAUUUUUCACCUUAAAUACGCGGUCUGUUUGUUUAAUGAGGCAAAAAACUGACAGUUGGACUUUUCUUUACAAAUGACGUGGACUAGCACGAUGAGCAGUGGUUACAGCAGUUUAGAAGAAGAUUGUGAGGAGUAUUUUUUCACCGCCAGAACUUCCUUCUUUAAGAAGCCUUCAGGGAAACUCACAGAUCCUAAGGAUGUUGAGAAGGAGAAAGACCUCCGGACUCAUCUCAGUUAUGAGGAGAUUAAGCACAAUAUUGAAUUGUAUAACGCAGCCACACGAGACCACUUUAAAAUGACACUGAAUCCUGAUGGCUUGUACACGGGCUUUAUAAAAGUGCAGCUGGAGCUGCGGCGGCCCAUCACUGUGACAGGUGGAGUACCAGGGACGAAGGCAGCAGAGGCGUUUUAUUUACCACGCGGCUCUGUAAACACGCUGCACAUCAGCAGCUCCAACACGGUACAGCAGGUGAUCGAGGCUCUGCUGCGCAAGUUCACGGUAGCUGACAACCCAGCCAAGUUUGCCCUGUACAAACGUUUCCGCCGCGAGGACCAUGUGUGUGUUUGUAAGCUGUCAGAGACUGAACACCCUCUGCUCCUGCGUCUGCUGGCUGGGCCAAACCUAGACACACUCAGCUUUGUCCUCAGAGAGCAGCAGACAGGAGAAGUCAUGUGGGACGCUUUCUCCAUUCCAGAGCUGUGCAACUUCCUGCGUAUCUUGGAAAAGGAGGAACAGGACCAGGUCCGGGUGAUAACCGCACGCUACAACAUCUACAGAGAGAAGCUGGAAGAGGCACUCAGAGCAACUAGCAGCCAUAAUUAACAGUGCUUUACACACACACACACACACACACACACACACACACACACACACACACACACACACACACACACACAGAGGACUGAUGCCUCGGGGGAUUUACAAAACAAACUAUAAGGUGACACACAUCUCUCUCAAACAAGAACUCUGACCUCCAGAGAUGAUGUGUGAUUGCUUGAUUAUGUGUGCCACACUUUCCCAGAGUGCCAAACUACCAUCUCUCACACCUUUUUUUUCUCGUCCAGUUACUUUGAACUUGUGAAUAAUGCAAGCUUGAGAAUCUGUUCUGUUUGAUUAGUUUAUUUAAUUGAUAGUUACUGUUGAUGGUUUGUACAUAUUUUUGUUUUUAAUUUAUGUGGGGAAGCUUUGUUCUUUUUUUAUCUAUAUUGUAAGAGUCUUAUUUUAUUUUUUAAGAGUCAUAGCAACAAUCCAAUAUUAAUGAAUGGAGAGAAUGGCAGUAAUACUAAGUACUGCUGACCUGCAUGUUUAAUUUACCAAAGAAUUAGUAAAGUUAAUCUUGGUCAGAUGGACAUAGACCUGAGACAGAUUUAGCUGAAAGCCUGAAUAAAAUGGCUCUAUUUUACUUUUAGUUAGUUCCACACCAGCACUGUGAUAAUCAGAGGCAAAAGUUAGUAUUACCAUGACUUCUCAUGACAGGAGACCAAACUGACAAGACAUUUGCAAUUAAAGAAGGAUUUUAAUGUUGGGAAACCAGACAAAAUGCACGGUAUGUAGAAACGUGAUCAUAAACUUUAUGGCAAGAUGCAGGUAGCCUGGUGGUUAAGGUGUUGAAGUACUGACCGGAAGGUCAUGAGUUUGAAUCCCAGGUCUACCAAGCUGUCACUGCUGGGCCCCUGAGCAAGGCCCUUAACACUCAAUUGCUCAGUUGUAUAAAUUGAAAUAAAUUGUAAGUCACUUUGGAUAAGGGUUUCUGCAAAAUGCCAGAAAUGUAAGAUUAAGAAGGAAGACAGGAAGUAGGAAACGUGGGAAUAAAAGGCAUGCGAAUAAAUGAAUGAACCUCUGAUCAAUAUUUUAGGUUUAUGCUAAGUUUGUUCAUUCAGAGCCUGAGGAAAAGACAGAGAAGUAGGGCAUGUUGUCACACAAGAGAAGCAAUUGCAGGAAGUUGACAUACAGAGUUAGAGGAAGUUGAAAUGCAUUUAGAGGAAUUGUCAUGCUCUGGUCUGGGAACAAACUUACUGAAUGCAGAUCUUGUGCUCGCACUAACCUUAAGGGCUUGUCUUGUCUUUGUUAGUGCCAGACGUCAGUUUAAAGCUGCUGGUCAUUAUGUAUAAUAUCCUCUCGUUAUCUGAUCCUUAAACAGAGAUAAGCAACAGAAGAAAGAACAAGGUGUGGGCUGUUUGGCAGUGAUCUUAGGGGGAGGGAUGUAUCGCUCCAUUGGUCCGGCUCUUAAAAGGCAUUGAACUGCAUGAAGGUUAAAGAUGCAUGCUGGAAGAUGCUCUCGCUCAGCCAGGCUGUAGGCUAAGCAUUGGGCUCAGCGUCUGUAUCGUGUUUCAGCUGCAGCUGUUCCAGAUCUCUCUCAGAUACUGUAAAGCUGUAUUUGAGAGAGAAUUAUAAUCACAAAUAUUACCACUGAAUAGAUAUUUUGAUAAGAUAUAUAACAGAAUAGACAAUCUGAAGAGAGCUUGCAUUUUAUACAUAUCUCUCUCUUUUGGACACUGUUAAUCGUACUGUAGUUCAUUCUAUGCAGAAAUCAGCAGAAAUGUGUCUUAAAGAGCAGACAAUCUGUAUCUCUCAGCAGGCUGUGCUGCUUUUCUCCAUGAACAUGUACACCAUGUUAAAGUUUUAAAUGAUACUUGUGUAUCAGUGUUUUUUUUAUAUAUAUAUAUAUAUAUAUACACACCUAUACAUAUUUUAUUCAUAUGUGCUAGUACUUCAUGAUGGAUUUCUGAAGGGUACUGCAUUAUAUUUUGUCUGUUCAUGCAUUGAAUUAGUGGUGAUCUGGGGACAUCUUGUGGUCCUCUGCUGUAAUAGCACCUUUACUUCACAGUCCUUAUGAUCAUAUGUUGUUGUUUUUUCUUUAUUUUUUGAAAUGAAUUUUUUUUUUUAAUAACCAAAGACACAGUGUAAAUCUGCAUAUUUAAUUUAAACUUAGACUUUAAAUUUAGUGCCUGCUGCACUCAAAGAGAGUGAUUAUUACUCUAUAUAUAGCCUGUGAGUUCUUGUCCCCAUGGCAACACUCGCACCUAAACAAACACUGGGUUAAAUAUAUUUUAGAAUCAGAUGUUUCAUCAUUGCAGGAGGUUUUGAUUAGUGAGAUGUUGAUUAGCAGCGCAGUAAUGCUGUUACUCUACUGUGAUUUGAUUAAGACUGACGGUUAUCCAGGGCUCCUGUAAUGUUAGUAGUAGAUAUUAAAACAUUUUUGGGCACUUUACAUUGAUUCAGGGAUGAGCUUUUAUUUUUGUUGCUUUUUUUAUUUUCAUUUUUUUAAAUCUUCAUUUAAUAUACAACAAUAACUCUAUAUUUUAUUCCAUGAAAGUAUGUCCAAUGGAGAUUUUGUUUUAAACUUGAUUUUUAAAGAGCAAUCCAGCUUCAGUAGUUCUGUAAUUUUGUAGAGCCAUACUGUGAAUGUUUCAGCUGUCCAACUCAUCACAUUUUUAUUAACCUGUCUUUUAAAAUCUCCACUAAAUGCUAUGAGUAUGUGUAGUACUACUAAAGGAGUUUUCUGUAUAAAUGCAUGCAUUAUAUUAAUCCAUGCAUAUCGGGUCUGGCUGUGAACAACAUCACGGCUGGUGUUACAGCACAUGACUUGAUUAUAGAGAAAGCUCUUGACUUUGAAACUUUUUGUUUGCUAAUCCAAGAUUUAUGAUACAAAAAUCUCAGUACCAUUUUUUUUGUAAGUCUGCCUUGUGAAAUAUUGUCAGAUAUUCUGCUUUUCACUUUCAAUGAAAUGUUGGUUGAAACUAAAUCCUAAAACCUUACAUUUCCUUCUGGUCAUUUCAGGAUUUUAUUCAGCUUAGAAGCUAAACCUGAUCACACCUUUAAAUGAACACAUCCAGUCUAUCCAAAGAUAUAUAAAGAUUUGCAAGUCUAAUGAAAAUGGAUGAGAGAAAGCUCAGUGCUUUGAAGUGGACUGUGCCAAAUGCAUAAUGCUAUAAUAAAGAUGUAUUUGUGAUGUGGA
Messenger RNA from Tachysurus vachellii, 4137 nucleotides. RefSeq names its product ras association domain-containing protein 3-like. Lineage: Eukaryota; Metazoa; Chordata; Actinopteri; Siluriformes; Bagridae. The transcript has 5 exons. Gene Ontology annotation, biological process: signal transduction. Bases 252 to 1001 code for a protein of 249 amino acids. The record is from RefSeq and is a predicted model, not a curated record. Gene Ontology annotation, cellular component: cytoplasm.